AUGCCAACAGACCCGGAUGUAGAGGUUCACGUAGGAAUCGCUAGCAUUCCUGUCUCAACAAUGAACGUGACCCAGGAACAAGUUGCCCAACUGCUUGUACUUAAUGAAAUACACGAACAUUUGUCUGCAAUUGCUUCUGAAAUUCGUGAGAAAGAAAGAAACAAAGACGUCGAAGACGACUGGAAGUUUGCAGCAAUGGUGGUUGAUCGACUAUGCCUUUAUGUUUUCUCUUUUUUCAUUUUGCUUUCAACAUGCGCCUUGUUCUCAUCCGUUCCAAACAUUGAAAUUUUUUGA
Cooperia oncophora is the source of this 294-nucleotide messenger RNA. NCBI's taxonomy places the organism in Eukaryota, Metazoa, Nematoda, Chromadorea, Rhabditida, Trichostrongylidae. The record is from the annotation of a GenBank genome assembly.